AUGGGUAUCAAAGAUCUUCUAAGAUUCAUGAAACCCUACGUUGAGCCCAUUCACAUCAAGAAAUAUGCAGGCAAACGUGUGGGUAUCGAUGCUUAUUCAUGGCUUCACAAAGGAGCAUAUUCAUGCAGUAUGGAGCUUUGUCUGAAUAUGGAAGGAGAUAAAAAAUUUCAGUACUUAAACUACUGUAUGCAUCGAAUCAAUGUGCUUCGUCAUCAUAACAUUAAUCCGGUGCUAGUUUUUGAUGGUGGUAACAUCCCCUGCAAGGCCCAGACGGAGCAAGACAGACAUAGUAAAAGGAAAUGCAACCUUGAUUUAGCAAUGGCAAAGCUCAAGGAGGGAAAUAUAAAUGCUGCAGCAGAGAUCUUUCAGAGGGCAGUGAGUAUUACACCAUCAAUGGCACACCAACUCAUUCAGAUUCUGAGAUCAGAGAAUAUUGAGUUUGUCGUAGCUCCAUAUGAGGCGGAUGCACAGUUAGCAUAUUUGUCGAGCCUUGAUGAAGACAAAGGUGGAAUUGCUGCAGUGAUAUCAGAGGACAGUGAUCUACUAGCCUAUGGUUGCUCCUCUGUUGUUUUCAAGAUGGACCGCUAUGGCAAUGGGGAAGAGAUAGUUAUAGAUAAAGUUUUUGAUUCUGUUGGACUUGUACCUUCCUUCCGACAUUUUGAUAAAGAAUUAUUCACAGGCAUGUGCGUGCUAGCUGGAUGUGAUUUCCUCUCAUCAGUGCCAGGAAUAGGGAUUGCAAAGGCUCAUGCUUUGGUUUCUAAGUAUCGGAACUUAGAUCGUGUUCUAUCCACUUUGAAGCAUGAAAAAGGAAAUCAAAUGCCCGAAGACUACUUCAAAUCCUUCCAUAAAGCAUUUGCUGUUUUUCAGCAUGCCCGAAUCUAUGAUGCAGAAUCAAAAAGGCUUAAACACUUGACACCUCUUCCGGAAACGCUUGUGCAUUAUUUAGGUGAAGAGAUUGAUUUCCUUGGACCUGAAAUGUCUUCCUCGCAAGCUACUGCAAUUGCCGAAGGUCAACUGGAUCCUUCUACCAUGAAGGGGUUUAAAGAAUUUCCUAGUUCCAACGGUCAAGUAAAACCUACUGCUUUUAUUAAACCAUCUAAUGCCAUCCAACCUUCUAGCCGGCUCUUGAAACAAGAAACAACCCCAACUAGCUGCUUUACCAUUGUGUCAAUACAGAAAACUGGAACUAAAAGAAUUACAGUGAUGGAGCAGGAGCCUGCUUUCGAGAAAACGAAGCAUAAAGCUGAUUUGGAAGAAUGGAGAAGCUUAAGUAACCCCUCCAAUCUUGAAAAGUUGAUAUCUCCAUUAAAGAACAAUAUUCUGAGUAAAGUCGGUGGAAUUCCUGCCAAAAGAUCAUCAAAGGUUCCUGACAAUAAUCCUUUUAAAAGAAGGAAAGAAACAGUUGCAGUGAAGGAUGAUUGUGUUAAUGAACAACUUUCAGAGGUAACUGAAGUUGAAGAAUUAGAACUAAUUUGUAUCAGUCCUGCAACACAAAGAAGCAUUGCUGAACAACAGUCAGUGGUGACUGAGAUUGAAGAUUUGGAGACAUUAGGCAUCACUCCCAGUUCACAGAAAAGCGUGGAAUCUAAACCUGUCAAGAAAAAGAAGGUGACAAGUAAAAAGAAAGUUGAAAGCAAGAAAAACAGCAUCUUGAAUUUUUUCUCUCGGGUAUAA
Molecule: messenger RNA, 1674 nt
Organism: Cynara cardunculus var. scolymus (artichoke)
Lineage: Eukaryota; Viridiplantae; Streptophyta; Magnoliopsida; Asterales; Asteraceae
Product: exonuclease 1
Exons: 12
Coding region: 1-1674 (557 amino acids)
Molecular function (GO): metal ion binding; 5'-flap endonuclease activity; DNA binding
Source: RefSeq, a predicted model, not a curated record